AUGAUGAAAUUGAAGACCAAAACGACAGAGCUGUCACCGAUGAAGGGUAGUUCCGCCGUCGGUGACAACCGACCGCUGGAUUGGGAAUUGCGGCCAGGGGGAAUGCUUGUUCAGAAGAGAACCCCUGAUUCCGACAAGGAAUCAACUCCGGCGCCGACGAUUAGAGUUAAAGUCAAAUACAACUCUACAUACCACGAAAUUAGUAUCAGUUCUCAAGCUACAUUUGGGGAAUUGAAGAAGAUGUUGGUAGGACCUACUGGAUUACACCAUCAAGAUCAGAAGCUGUUGUUCAAAAAGAGAGAGAGAGAUUCAAAGGCGUUUCUGGACAGUUGUGGGGUAAAAAACAAAUCCAAGAUUGUUUUAAUGGAAGACCCAAUUAGCCAAGAAAGAAGGUACCUUGAGAUGAGGAAGAAUGCUAAAAUGGAGAGAGCUUCGAAAUGUAUAUCAGAAAUCAGUCUGGAAGUUGAUAGACUUGCAGGACAGGUUUCUGCUUUGGAAUCUGUGGUUUGUAAAGGUGGGAAGGUUGCUGAGAAUGAUGUGCUGAAUUUGAUUGAUUUGUUAAUGAAUGAAUUGCUUAAAUUGGAUGCUAUCAUGGGAGAUGGAGAUGUGAAGUUGCAAAGGAAAAUGCAGGUAAAAAGAGUGCAAAAAUAUGUUGAAACUCUUGAUUUGUUGAAGAUGAAAAACUCCAUGGCUACAAUUCAAACACAAACUCAACUCCAAUGCAACAACAACACCAACAAUUCUAAUCAUCAAAGACAAACAACUAGACCUUCCUUUGCAAACACCAAACUAUCAACAAUUCAAGAGGAGCAGCCACGCGAUCUUGCCCUCAUCGACAACUUGCUACUAUGUCAACAAUCUCCACAGCAUUCGACGAAGUCAACGACAUCAUCGGCUACUGUAGUCACAACAAAAUGGGAGAUAUUUGAUUCUUCCCCAUCAAUCGCACCCGCCGAGCAUCCUGUCCCACCGAGGUUCAACUGGGAAUUCUUCGAGUGAGAGGCAUAUACAUUUUGUGAGGAUGUGUGAUUUGAAUUCAGAUUUAGCUGGUCUGGCCCCUUAUUAUAUCAAUCAAUGUGAGCCCUUUCAUUCUUUACUGUAUUUAGAUGGAAAUUUAGACACACCCCUCCCCCCCUUUUGAGGAAAUAAAUGGGGUUACUUUACUACAAUAUUGAUCAUCAAA
This is a messenger RNA of Benincasa hispida (wax gourd), 1183 nucleotides long. RefSeq names its product BAG family molecular chaperone regulator 3. Gene Ontology annotation, molecular function: adenyl-nucleotide exchange factor activity; protein-folding chaperone binding. The record is from RefSeq and is a predicted model, not a curated record. Gene Ontology annotation, biological process: protein stabilization. Gene Ontology annotation, cellular component: cytoplasm. Lineage: Eukaryota; Viridiplantae; Streptophyta; Magnoliopsida; Cucurbitales; Cucurbitaceae.